AUGAAGGAAAGCGAGAUGGAAGGAAGGAAAAAAGAUGCUAAAGGUAAUGAUAUGCAAUAUGUACCGGUAGUUGAUGGUGGCUGGGGAUGGAUUGUUGUUAUUGGCUCAUUUUUCAUCCACGUUUUUGCUGAUGGUAUCGUUUAUUCAUUUGGCAUUCUUCUCGAAAUUAUCAUGAAGGAAUUUAAUGCAAGUAAUGCUAAGGCAUCGGUGAUAAUUUCAUUAUUAACAGGCUUAACCCUCGGAAUGGGACCUAUAGCAAGUGCAAUAACAAAUAAGUUUGGAUGUCGGGUGACAACAAUUCUAGGAUCAUUAAUUGCAGCUACAGGCUGUGGUGCUUCAUACUAUGCAACUUCAGUAGAAUAUCUGAUGGUUUCGGUGGGUUGUGUGAUGGGUAUGGGUUUUGGUUUGAUGUAUUGUCCGGCUAUUGUUAUCGUUACUAUGUAUUUCGAAAAGAAAAGAGCUAUGGCUACCGGUAUAGCAGUAUGUGGUGCUGGUGUUGGUACCGUCCUAUUUGCACCAAUCAGUGAGGCACUCAUCAAAGUUUCCUGGAGAACGGUUUUCGUCGUUUAUACAGUAAUUGUAUUAAUGUGUUCCCUAUGUGGUGCCACUUUCCGACCGUUAACAUUUGUUGCUGUCGAAGAUGAAACGAGAAAGAAGAAGGUCCUCAAGGAAGAUAAGAAAAAUGGAUUCGUAGAAAUGGAUGAAGAAAAUGGGCCUUUAUCAGCGACGUUGCUUUCUCCACAAAACCAACAAAAUAUUAAUGAUACCGAGGAAAAGAAUGGAAAAUUGGAACGAUCGGAAUCAUUGACGAGAGAUAUUUCACGGCGACGAAGUCGAGGAGUUUCAGAAUCUACGGGUUUUAUCACUGUUCAAGACGUGUUCUACACAGGUUCAAUGAGCGAAUUACCACAAGUUGAAUUGCACCGAUCGCUUGCAUCGCUCAAUAUGAAAGAUGAUAAGCUGAAAAGCUCGGAAGAGAUGGUGAUGAAUCGGGAAGAAGAGGAGAAAGUUAACAAAGCAAGAGAAAUUUGGAGGACAGUGGAGAAAAUGACAGAUAUCUCGUUGCUUGCCAAUCCAAUAUUUCUACUUUAUGCAAUUUCAAAUCUGUUGACAAGCAUCGCAUUUAAUGCUCCACUUGUUUUCUUGCCAUCGCAUGCAACCAAUCUUGGUCUAACCCCUGCACAAUCUGCAAGCGUUAUUAGUGUAUUUGGUGUCAUGAAUACAGUUGGACGAAUUUUGGUUGGAUUAAUAUCUGAUCGUAAAUUGCCGUGCCGAUAUGGGAAAAAUACAGCACGAAAUAGGUUAUGGACCUAUGUAUCGUCGUUGAGUUUAUGUGGUUUAUUAACGGCCGGUGUACUUUUUUGCAAUGGCUAUAUAACUUUAGCUAUGUACUCCGGUUUAUUUGGAUUAACGCUAUCAUCCUACGUAUGCCUUACAUCAGUAUUGCUCGUCGACUUAAUUGGUAUUGAGAAAUUGACCAAUGCAUUUGGCUUAAUUUUACUCUUCCAAGGUAUUGGUACCGUUAUAGGACCUCCUAUAUCUGGACAACUAGCUGACUUAACUGGUUCCUAUAACAUGUCAUUUGUCUUCUGUGGCGUAGCGCUUCUGAUAUCAGGUUUGAUGUUAGUAUGUGUACCGCAAAUGCAACGGAAGCGAACAGUAUCUGCUGCUUAAUCGUUACGAGUGGAUAUGAAUGUCAUAACAAUUUCCGUGAAAAUUAUCCGUCCUAAUAAUAUCGUCAUUCUGACCUUCCUUAAACCUUGUGUUUUCCUGACCAAAGAUUUGUCGUCUUCAAUACGUCUAAAUACCGUUUGCUUCCUC
Molecule: messenger RNA, 1821 nt
Organism: Loa loa (African eye worm)
Lineage: Eukaryota; Metazoa; Nematoda; Chromadorea; Rhabditida; Onchocercidae
Exons: 11
Coding region: 1-1674 (557 amino acids)
Biological process (GO): monocarboxylic acid transport; transmembrane transport
Molecular function (GO): monocarboxylic acid transmembrane transporter activity
Source: RefSeq, a predicted model, not a curated record